Molecule: messenger RNA, 4327 nt
Organism: Anopheles bellator
Lineage: Eukaryota; Metazoa; Arthropoda; Insecta; Diptera; Culicidae
Gene: Pld
Product: phospholipase D2
Exons: 9
Coding region: 1-3804 (1267 amino acids)
Biological process (GO): cell motility; phosphatidic acid biosynthetic process; intracellular signal transduction
Molecular function (GO): phosphatidylinositol binding; D-type glycerophospholipase activity
Source: RefSeq, a predicted model, not a curated record
AUGGAUGCAAGCUACAAAAGAAAACCGGUGCACCGAAGCAUAUCAUUGUUGCUGCGUGACAUUGAUCAGAUGUCGCUGAGCGAGAUAGGAACGUCAAAUCCUGCGCUCAGCUGUGACGAUGGGGCCACUCCCUGUCACUCGACGGCCCCGGCCGACCCGGUGACCCCGGGACUGGGCGGUGUGGGAGCGCACGACAUCAGCCUGGCUUGCUACUCGCUGCGCAGCGAACCGGAAGAGUACGAUGAUAAUCUGGACGCGCCGGAUUCUGUCACUUACCUCUCGAUUGGGGGUCAGAACCCGGUGCUGGUGAUGCGCGAGGGCGACGCCGACAGUGUGGCACCGGCGUCCGAGAUACCGUACAACUAUGUCUACAACCCACCGAUCAAGUUCGACUCGAUGCGCCGUCACAUCUUCAUCCCCGGACUGGAAAUCAAUGUGGAAAUCAUUGACAACGAGCGUAGCCUCACGUCGCACGUGCUGAACCCAAAUCUGUACACCGUCAAACUGACGCACGGACCGUUUUCGUGGACGAUCCAGAAGCGGUACAAUCACUUUCGAAAUUUGCACCAACAGCUCACGACUUACCGGACUUCGCUGCACAUACCGUUCCCCACCAAGAGCCACAAAGAGCGAAGGGACAGCUUCCGGAAUAUGCACACCGUGCACCAGACUACGGCCUCGCCGGCCAUGCAACAGAAGCUCGGCAAACCGUUGAAAAAGAUUAAGAAAAGUGCGCUUCCCCGGUUCCCGCUAAAGCCGGACUCGCUCGUCUCAUUCGAUGCGAUCCCGCAGCGGAUCAAGCAGCUCGAAGAGUAUCUGUACAACUUACUCAACAUCUCUCUCUACCGUAACUUCCACGGCACGGUCAACUUUCUGGAAGUGUCGCAUAUUUCGUUCAUCGCAGCCCUCGGCGAGAAGGGCAAGGAAGUUCUGAUCAAGAAGCGCACCGGUUCGACGCGAGCCGGCCAAUCGGGGUGCAACUUUUGCGGCUGCUUCACGAGUGGUUGCUGCGUUCGGUGCAGUUACUUCUGCACCGACGUCGUGUGGAGUAAAUGGCGCAAUCGGUGGUUCUUUGUGAAGGAAACCUGCUUCGGGUACUACCGGCCGAAGGAUGGUGUGCUGCGCUGCGUGGUCCUGUACGACCAGGGAUUCGACGUUUCGUCCGGCAUGUACAGCACGGGCAUGCGCAAUGGGCUCCAGAUUGCGACCAACUCGCGGUACCUCGUGAUCAAGUACGCAACGCGCCGUAUGGCCAGGGACUGGAUGUCGCACCUGAAGCGAGUGGCGAACGAGAGUGCCCGUGACUUCACCCUACCCAAUCCGCAUCAAUCGUUUGCACCAUCCCGACCCGGAGUGCAGGCCGGUUGGUUCGUGGACGGCGCCGGAUACAUGAGUGCCGUGGCCGAUGCCCUCGAGGGCGCCACGGAAGAAAUCUUCAUCACCGACUGGAUGCUGAGUCCGGAAAUCUACAUGAAGCGGCCGGCGAUCGACGGGGACUACUGGCGGUUGGACAAGAUUUUGAAGCGCAAGGCCGAGCAGGGCAUCAAAAUCUUCGUGCUGCUGUUCAAGGAACUCGACUUUGCGCUCGGCAUCAACAGUUACUACAGCAAACAGAAGCUGGUCGAGCAGCAUGAAAACAUCAAGGUACUCCGGCACCCGAAUCAUGCCAAGGCUGGUAUCCUGUUUUGGGCCCACCACGAGAAGCUUGUGGUAGUCGACCAGACGUACGCAUUCGUUGGCGGGAUCGAUCUAUGCUAUGGGCGCUGGGACGACUACAAGCACCGUAUGACCGACCUGGGUAGUAUCUCUUCGUCGACAACGAGCUCUGCCAACAAUACUACCUUCCGGAAGCCCUCGACCGUGGUAGAACUGGACGAGAACGGGUCCGUGGCGAACUUGCUGAAGUCGAGCAAGAACAUUGCCAUCGCUACGACGGUCGAACGUCGGGCAGAGCCGGAAGCGACAGUAACCGGGAACCUUCCACCACAGUCUCCGUCGGCGGAAGGCGGCCAGCACCGACAAAAGUUUGUCCAAACACAACCAGACGUGGUGGCGGAAGCGACCGGUGAACAGGCACACAAACUGCUGAUUGCGGCCGCCCAAGCUCUCAAUCUUGUCGGUGCGGAGCAGACGGCUGACGAUCGUGACGCACCGGGGUUGCCGGAAAACAUUAAACAAAACACUCCGGAAAUGGAACGGCGCAACAUUAUGGACAAGUUGAAGGAUAUGGGACGAGAUUUGAAGAACCGCAUCACACUGACUGACCAGCCGGAACAGUCGCCGGCUGGCGGCGGUGUCGAUGCCAGCGGAGGACCAAAGAGCAACGUCAGCAGUCCCCGGUGCCUGUCGGAGGAGGAACGCCGGAAACGGCAGCUGCACGGCGGUGACGGAGAUAAGUGGUUCGCGAUAGGUAAUGGCGAAGGUGUGCUCAGCCCACAGCCGUUCAAGAAUAACUUCUUCGAGUUGGACGGUCAGGCCAAACUGUGGAUCGGCAAGGAUUACAUUAAUUUUAUCGUAAAAGACUUCAUCAACCUUGACAUGCCGUACGUAGAUUUGGUUGAUCGAACGACGACCGUGCGAAUGCCGUGGCACGAUGUUGCGACCGUUGUCCUGGGGCAAGCCGCGCGGGACGUGGCUCGCCACUUUAUCGAGCGCUGGAACGCAGUAAAGCUGGAAAAGUGCCGAGACAACGCGAGCUACCCGUACCUGUUACCCAAGAGUUACAGCGAUAUGCGGAUCGACAGCCGAUUCCUGAACGUACCGCUGCACCACGUCACGUGCCAAGUGCUGCGUAGUGCUUCCAGUUGGAAUUGCGGCUUCAUCGAGCCGGAUUACGUCGAGCAGAGUAUUCACGAGGCGUACGUGCAGACGAUUUCCAAGGCUCAGCACUACAUCUACAUAGAGAACCAGUUUUUCAUCAGCAUGGAGAUGGGCAACAGUGUGGUGAAGAACCAAGUGGCCGAGUACCUGUUUAAGCGAAUUGUGCGAGCCUACCGCGAAAAGAAGGUGUUCCGGGUGUACGUGGUGAUGCCGCUGUUGCCAGGUUUCGAGGGCGAUGUCGGCGGGGCCACAGGAAUCUCUCUGCGCGCCAUUACUCACUGGAACUAUGCGUCGAUUUCGAGAGGCAAAACAUCCCUUCUAUCGAGGCUGCGCGCGGCAGGAAUUGAUCGUCCGUGCGAGUACAUAUCAUUCCACAGUUUGCGAACAAACUCCACGCUCAACGGGACGCCGGUGACGGAGCUGAUCUACGUGCACUCGAAGUUACUGAUCGCUGACGAUAAGGUGGUGAUCUGUGGCUCCGCCAACAUAAACGAUCGCUCGUUGCUUGGCAAACGCGACUCGGAAGUUUGUGUUAUGAUUACGGACGAAUCGUUCGAAGAGGGCCGAAUGAAUGGCGAAUCGUACCCGUGUGGCAUUUACGCCGGCAAGUUGCGCAAGUUUCUGUUCCGCGAACAUCUAGGGCUGCUCGAGCCGCACCCGAAACGGAAACCGAUCGACAUAACGGAUCCGGUGGCCGAUAGCUUCUGGAACGGCGUCUGGCGGCGGACUUCGAAACGGAAUACUAUGCUGUACGACGAGGUGUUCCGAUGCAUUCCGUCCGAUAAUGUGCAAUCGUUCGUCAUGAUGAAGCGGUUUCUGGAGGACAAAAGCUUACUGCAGUCGAAUCCGGACGGCAUUCAGCAGGCCGUCUCGCGCAUCGAGGGCAAUCUGGUGGAUCUGCCACUGAAGUUCCUUUGCAACGAAGUGCUUACACCACCGGGCACGAGCAAGGAAGGCAUCAUGCCAACGUACAUGUGGACUUAGCCCUAGACAAGGGAUUUUCUCGUGUUUUAGCUUCUGUUAUCGGAUUGAUAUCUGGUCGUUUUUGUACUCUUCUCUACUGACUAACUCCUCGGAUCCAUCAUUCCGGCUGAAAGGCACGAUUCACACGGGCCUCACUCCUCACGAUACGAUGCUGUGUACCUCUUAUUUUAUUAUUAUUUAUUUUUUAUCGUUUUGAUCCUAAUCUGCCCUACGUCGCAUAUGUCGCGGUAUAAUGGAAUGUAAUCCGCCAAUGUUAUGCGGAUCGUACUCUAAAACACUGUUAUUUGCUCCUCCAUUCCAUUACACAUUUCGGUACAAAAGCGCAGUAAUGAGCGAAAAAGUUGUUUUAAUGUAAUAGCUAUAUAGCUGUAAGUGAAACUAUGCCGUUCGUACGGGUGUCAACCGUUCCUUUGCCUUUAUAAAAGAAAAAAACUUAUUGUUUCGGACACUGCAAGUAACGAAUGUUCACACACAGAAAAUAAGUAUCAAAUACAACCAACAUUGUUGCGGGCCUAAGUUCAUU